Molecule: messenger RNA, 3909 nt
Organism: Scophthalmus maximus (turbot)
Lineage: Eukaryota; Metazoa; Chordata; Actinopteri; Pleuronectiformes; Scophthalmidae
Product: prolyl endopeptidase
Exons: 17
Coding region: 1186-3294 (702 amino acids)
Biological process (GO): proteolysis
Cellular component (GO): cytosol
Molecular function (GO): serine-type endopeptidase activity; oligopeptidase activity
Source: RefSeq, a predicted model, not a curated record
CUGCAGGUGUGAAACUCACCCCUCUGUCUCAAGCCUCCAGGGUGUGGAAGCGAGGAUAAGGUGUCAUGGGCACACCCCGGCCAGUCAACUGCACCUUGAGCUCUGUGUCCAAAUCCCCCUAAAGCAAUGAGGAGUCUGCGUCGCUGCGUACCUCUGUCGAGUUGUGGCAGCGUCUCAGGCCCAGGUUUCUGGGUAAGGAUCUCUCGGCUCGCGUCUUCCCGCGGUUUUCGGACUCUUGCUCCAGAGGUUGGUCAUUCACAAUGUGUGAAUGUGAAUCAAUGUCAGCACGGCACCGCUGCCACCACCCACCUAGUCCACCAACCAUCUCCCCUCAGCUGGUGGAUGAUCCCCCGUUGACAGGCCAGGGGGUAAUUAUCAUGGUUUCAGGGCUAAGAGGAAUGCUACUUGGCUUCACAACAGAUGUCUUCUCAGAUCCAGGAAAAACCACCCACAGAGAUGACGAUUGGAUUGCCAAAUACUAUCACUGUACUCAGCUGACCCACAGAGUGGAGGAUGUGUCUUUGGUCCUUCUCCGGGCAACCACUGACUCCUGGUCAAUGAUUUUGACGCUUCCCAGUUAAUGGGGUGACAGAUUUUGUGCUAUGAAGGCUAUCUAUCAGACCCACUCAACACAUCGUUAAUACUGGUAUAAUUCCUUCUUUCUAAAUUUACCUUAACUGGACAGACACCACAUAACAAAAGUUGCCAAACGAAUAUUGCUCUGAAAAUACACACAGGCGUUCUGCUGAGAUUUCUUCAAGUAAAUGGGAGCUAGAGUUUAAAACAAAGAAAAGAAAGAUAAAUUAAGUUUUCAUACUGGGCACAGGGUUUACUGGCUUCUUAAAGUGGACAGCUGUGCAGCAGAGACAGUGUGAGAUUCUCAGGAACCACAGCUCCUCACAUUGUUGUGGCUCCCCUUUGAUUACUAAGGCAGACUGUUAUAAUGAUCAACAGUGUUGACUCGUCAUCCGGGAAGGAUGGACACGCACACGCACACGCACACUGCAGAGCUUCAGAUGUUUUAUCCAACUGAAGAAAACUGUGUUUUUGAGCUCAAUGAUUUUGCAAAUAACGGCAGUGUGACACGUUGUUUUUUCCAUGCGUGUGUGUCUGCGUGUCUGUCUCAGGAGCAGCUCGGUCAGCCCUGGGUAGCUUGCCGUUCUCAGAUUCCUGUCAUAUUUCUGGAUGGCUGCUGAACAAACAGAGGUUGAUGACUACCACGGCUGCAAAGUGCCAGAUGCGUACAGCUGGCUGGAGGACCCGGACAGUGAGAAGACACAGGCCUUUGUCAGCGCCCAGAACCAGCUGACGCUGCCGUAUCUGGAGCGCUGUGCGGUGCGAGACCUGUUCAAGGAGCGCAUGACAGAGCUGUACGACUACCCCAAGUACAGCUGUCCCUUCAAGAGGGGGAGCAGGUACUUCCACUUCUACAACACAGGCCUCCAGAACCAGAGUGUGAUGUACGUGCAGGAGAGCCUGGACGCCAAGCCCACAGUCUUCUUGGAUCCAAACACAUUUUCCGAUGACGGGACAGUUGCCCUGAGAGGCUAUGCGUUCUCUGAGGAUGGGGAGCAGUUAGCGUACGGCACCAGUGCCAGCGGGUCCGACUGGGUGGAGAUCCAUUUCCUGCGAGUCGUAGGCGCCGUGCCCCUAGAGGACCGCCUGGAGCGGGUCAAGUUCAGCUGCAUGUCCUGGACCCAUGAUGGGAAGGGACUUUUCUACAACUCCUACCCUGUCCAGGAGGGCAAGAGUGACGGCACUGAAACCUCCACCAACCUGCACCAGAAGCUCUACUUCCAUGUUCUGGGGACGCCGCAGUCCGAGGACGUGCUGUGCGCCGAGUUCCCCGACCAUCCCAAAUGGAUGAGUGGAGCUGAGGUCUCGGAUGAUGGGCGAUACUUACUGCUGUCCAUCAGGGAAGGUUGUGAUCCAGUCAACAGGCUCUGGUACUGUGAUCUUCAGACCACUCCGCAGGGUAUCACAGGACUUUUGCCCUGGGUGAAGCUAAUCGACAACUUUGACGCCGAGUACGAGUACGUGACCAAUGAGGGCACGUUGUUCACAUUCAAGACCAACCUGGACGCCCCACGCUAUCGCCUCAUCAACAUUGACUUUGCCUCUCCUGCUGAGGGCAACUGGAAAGAACUCAUCCCUCAACACGACAAGGACGUUAUUGUGUUUGCCACCUGCACGUACUCGAGCUUCCUGUUUGUGUGUUUCCUCCACGACGUGAAGAACGUGUUGAAGAUGUACCGUCUGAGCUCGGGGGAGGAGCUGAGGACCUUCCCCCUGGACGUCGGCUCUGUGGUGGGCUUCACUGGACGGAAGCGCGACUCUGAGAUCUUCUACUAUUUCACCUCUUUCCUCUCUCCGGCCAUCAUUUACCACUGCGACCUGACCAAGGAGCCGCUGCAGCCGCACAUCUUCAGAGAGGUCACCGUCAAAGGCUUCAGUCCCUCCGACUACCAGACCACCCAGGUCUUCUAUCCCUCCAAGGACGGCACUCAGAUCCCCAUGUUUAUCGUCCACAAGAAGGGCAUCAAACUGGACGGCUCCCAUCCAGGGUUCCUGUACGGCUACGGGGGCUUCAACAUCUCCAUCACGCCGAGUUACAGCGUCUCCCGCCUCAUCUUCGUCAGACACCUUGGGGGAGUCCUCGCCGUCGCAAACAUCCGAGGAGGAGGAGAGUACGGGGAGACCUGGCACAAAGCUGGCAUGUUGGCCAACAAGCAGAACUGCUUCACAGACUUCCAGUGUGCUGCCGAAUAUCUCGUCAAGGAGGGAUACACCUCUUCUUCCAAACUGACUAUAAAUGGCGGCUCCAACGGGGGUCUGCUCGUAGCGGCCUGUGUGAACCAGCGACCCGAGCUGUUUGGAUGCGCUGUGGCUCAGGUCGGCGUCAUGGACAUGCUGAAGUUCCACAAGUUCACCAUCGGCCACGCCUGGACCACGGACUUUGGCUGCUCGGAAGACAAAGAGCAGUUUGAGUGGCUCAAAAAAUACUCCCCGCUCCACAACAUCCGCAUCCCAGAAGGCAACGGGGUCCAGUACCCUGCGGUGCUGCUGCUGACGGGCGACCACGACGACCGGGUGGUGCCCCUCCACUCUCUCAAAUACAUCGCCACGCUGCAGCACAUUGUCGGCCGCAGUGCCAAGCAGACAAACCCCCUGUUCAUCCUCGUGGACACAAAGUCGGGCCACGGCGCCGGCAAGCCCACAAGCAAGGUCAUCCAGGAGGUGGCCGACACCUACGCCUUCAUCGCUCGCUGUCUCAACAUCUCCUGGGUCAAAUAACUAGUGUGUGUGUGUGUGUUUGUUGUUCUUUACUUUGUUACUCAGAUCAAUCUCUUUGUUUAACAACACUUCCGACAGGAAAAAAAAAAAACAUGUUUACCUAGCCACCAUCACCAUAUCUUUUACAACGCGCCCUGUCCUGGAGGCCAUGUUUGUAGUCCCGCCGAAACUAAGUGACUACAUCAUCAAUGACGGGUGUUAUAAAAGGGAUAGUCCCCUUCACGGUUACAUUUAUCAGCAGUUACAGUCCUGAGGCUUAAGUGGCAAGAUCGUCUCUGCAUCGUCUGGCUGCCCCAACGCGACGCUUAUUAUUUAUUUUUUCCGAUUGUGCUCAGAAUGAAAAGGAUGUCGGACGUUGAAUGAUCUCGGCUUUCUGACAAGACAGCGUUGUGACAAAUGAUGAUGACGCUGUUCCCUGACGGUAUUGCUGCGGAUGUGAGUGCGGGAACUUAUGCAGCUUGUGUGCGUGUGUGUAUGCGAGCGAGACAUUGUUAUAGCACUUUCAGAUUUCUUUCGGACUGAUAAUGAUUUCUACCUCUUGACAUGUGCCGAUUGUUUACCUUCUAAAGGGGAACUAAACACAAUGCUACAAUAAAACGACUUUUUAAACAGUGA